AUGCCUGUUCCAGACCAGCCCUCGUCUUCUGACAAGACAAGUUCCUUUAGUCCCGUGUUGAACACAUCCAACGGCGAUGGCUCUGAAACUGAGACAACCUCUGCCAUUCUAGCUUCGGUUAAAGAACAGGAACUGCAGUUUGAGAGACUGACUCGAGAACUUGAGGCGGAACGUCAGAUUGUAGCUAGCCAGCUGGAGAGAUGUAAGCUUGGAUCAGAAACUGGAAGCAUGAGCAGCAUUAGUUCAACGGAAGAGCAGUUUCACUGGCAAACACAAGAUGGUCAGAAGGAUAUAGAAGAUGAGCUCACCACUGGUCUGGAGCUGGUGGACUCUUGUAUUAGAUCACUGCAGGAAUCAGGGAUACUCGAUCCACAGGACUAUUCAGCCAGCGAAAGGCCCAGCCUCCUCUCCCAGAGCACUCUCCAGCUCAAUUCCAAACCUGAAGGGUCCUUCCAGUACUCGGCCAGCUACCACAGCAACCAGACCCUCGCCCUGGGCGAAACAGCAGCCACCCAGCUCCCAGCACGCAGCAGUCAGGCCAGAGGUGCCAUCCAGAGCUACGGCCAGGGCCCGGGGGGCCGCGGCGCCCACCCGGGCGGCCCGGAGCCGCCGCCGCCGCAGCCCGCCGCCCCGCAGCCGCGGGAGCCCUUCGCGCCCAGCCACGGCAGCGCCUUCCACCUGCCCGAGCCGCAGCACGCCGCCGCGCUCUACUACGCCAGCUCCACGCUGCCGGCGCAGCGGGUGAGCUCCCCGCUGCCCGCCCAGCCCGGCGGCUCCCCCACCAAGCUGCCGCGGGCCGGCUCCGCCGCCGAGGGCGCCGCCUACGCCACCGCGCAGCGCCUCUCCUCCCCGAAGCAGUCCCCCAGCCGCCUGGCCAAGUCCUACAGCACCAGCUCGCCCAUCAACAUCGUCGUCUCCUCGGCGGGACUGUCGCCGUCCCCCAUCCGAGUGACCUCCCCGCCCACCGUCCAGUCUAACAUUUCCUCCUCUCCUAUCCACCAGUUAAGCUCCACCAUCGGCACUUACGCCACCCUGUCGCCUACCAAGCGGCUGGUUCACGCUGCCGAUCAGUACAGCAAGCACUCCCAGGAGCUGUACGCCACCGCCACCCUGCAGAGACCCGGCUCCCUCGCAGCUGGGUCUCGGGCAUCUUACAGCAGCCAGCACAGCCACCUUGGCUCCGAGUUAAGGGCACUGCAGUCUCCAGAACACCAUAUAGAUCCUAUUUACGAAGACAGAGUUUAUCAGAAGCCCCCUAUGAGGAGUCUCAGCCAGAGUCAGGGGGACCCUCUGCAACCAACACACACAGGCACAUACCGCACUAGUACAGCCCCAUCUUCCCCUGGUGUCGACUCCGUACCCUUACAGCGCACAGGCAGUCAACACGGCACACAGACCGCAGCAGCGACCUUCCAGAGGGCCAGCUAUGCGGCCGGCCCGGCCUCCAAUUACGCAGACCCCUACCGACAGCUGCAGUAUUGUCCUUCUGUUGAAUCACCAUACAGCAAAUCUGGGCCAGCCAUCCCACCAGAAGGGACCUUGGCUAGGUCACCUUCCAUUGAUAGCAUUCAGAAAGAUCCCAGAGAGUUUGGAUGGCGAGAUCCAGAGCUUCCAGAAGUUAUACAGAUGUUACAGCAUCAGUUUCCCUCCGUACAAUCCAAUGCUGCAGCCUACUUGCAACACCUCUGUUUUGGAGACAAUAAAAUCAAAGCAGAGAUAAGAAGACAAGGCGGAAUACAAUUACUGGUGGACCUAUUGGACCAUCGGAUGACAGAAGUCCACCGUAGUGCCUGUGGAGCUUUGAGAAACUUGGUAUAUGGGAAGGCAAAUGAUGACAACAAAAUUGCUCUGAAAAACUGUGGUGGUAUCCCAGCAUUAGUACGGUUACUCCGCAAGACUACAGAUUUGGAAAUCAGAGAACUGGUCACAGGAGUUCUCUGGAACUUAUCCUCCUGCGAUGCACUGAAAAUGCCAAUCAUCCAGGAUGCCCUCGCAGUGUUGACCAAUGCAGUGAUCAUCCCUCACUCUGGAUGGGAAAACUCUCCGCUCCAGGAUGAUCACAAAAUACAACUCCAUUCAUCACAGGUGCUGCGUAAUGCCACUGGGUGCCUAAGGAAUGUCAGCUCUGCUGGAGAGGAGGCCCGCAGAAGAAUGAGGGAGUGUGAUGGCCUGACAGAUGCGUUGCUGUACGUGAUCCAGUCUGCUCUGGGGAGCAGUGAAAUUGAUAGUAAGACCGUUGAAAACUGUGUGUGCAUUUUGAGGAACCUCUCAUACAGGCUAGCUGCAGAAACAUCUCAGGGACAGCAGAUGGGAACAGAUGAACUAGAUGGAUUACUCUGUGGUGAUGCCAAUGGAAAAGACGCAGAGAGUUCAGGGUGCUGGGGAAAGAAGAAGAAGAAAAAGAAAUCUCAAGAUCAGUGGGAUGGCGUAGGACCUCUCCCAGACUGUGCAGAACCACCCAAAGGAAUCCAGAUGCUGUGGCACCCUUCAAUAGUCAAACCCUACCUCACACUUCUUUCUGAGUGCUCAAAUCCAGACACGCUGGAGGGGGCAGCAGGGGCACUGCAGAACUUGGCCGCUGGGAGUUGGAAGUGGUCAGUGUACAUCCGUGCUGCUGUCCGCAAAGAGAAAGGAUUGCCAAUCCUGGUGGAGCUGCUUCGAAUAGACAAUGACCGGGUGGUAUGUGCAGUUGCUACAGCUUUACGAAACAUGGCCUUAGAUGUCAGAAAUAAGGAGUUAAUAGGCAAGUAUGCCAUGAGGGAUCUGGUCCACCGACUGCCAGGCGCUAACAACAGCAACAGCUCAGCGAGCAAGGCCAUGUCUGAUGACACCGUUACUGCCAUUUGCUGCACUCUGCACGAAGUCAUCACUAAAAACAUGGAGAAUGCCAAGGCCUUACGAGACGCAGGCGGCAUUGAGAAACUGGUUGGCAUAUCUAAGAGUAAAGGAGACAAGCAUUCGCCAAAAGUGGUGAAAGCAGCAUCUCAGGUCCUCAAUAGUAUGUGGCAGUACAGAGACCUGAGAAGUCUCUACAAGAAGGAUGGAUGGUCGCAGUAUCACUUUGUAGCCUCAUCUUCAACAAUAGAAAGGGAUCGGCAAAGACCGUACUCUUCAUCACGCACGCCCUCCAUCUCUCCCGUGCGCAUGUCUCCCAACAACCGCUCAGCAAGUGCCCCAGCCUCACCUCGGGAAAUGAUCAGCCUAAAAGAAAGGAAAACAGACUAUGAAUCAACUGGAACAAACGCCACUUACCAUGGAAAUAAAGGAGAACACACUUCUAGGAAAGACACCAUGACAGCUCAGAACACUGGAAUCUCAACUUUGUACAGGAAUUCGUACGGUGCACCUGCUGAAGAUAUCAAACAUAACCAGGUUUCAACACAGCCAGUUCCACAGGAGCCCAGCAGAAAAGAUUAUGAACCAUAUCAGCCGUUUCAGAAUUCAACAAGAAACUAUGACGAGUCCUUCUUUGAGGACCAAGUGCAUCAUCGUCCACCUGCAAGCGAAUACAACAUGCACCUGGGACUAAAGUCAACUGGCAACUACGUCGACUUCUAUUCAGCUGCUCGUCCCUAUAGUGAACUUAACUAUGAAACAAGCCACUAUCCAGCCUCUCCCGACUCUUGGGUUUGA
This is a messenger RNA of Colius striatus (speckled mousebird), 3633 nucleotides long. It is a transcript of the gene CTNND2, whose product is annotated as catenin delta 2. The record is from RefSeq and is a predicted model, not a curated record. Gene Ontology annotation, cellular component: plasma membrane; postsynaptic density; adherens junction. The transcript has 21 exons. Lineage: Eukaryota; Metazoa; Chordata; Aves; Coliiformes; Coliidae. Gene Ontology annotation, biological process: cell-cell junction assembly; cell-cell adhesion; dendritic spine morphogenesis. The coding region runs from base 1 to 3633 and encodes 1210 amino acids. Gene Ontology annotation, molecular function: cadherin binding.